Molecule: messenger RNA, 777 nt
Organism: Trichechus manatus latirostris (Florida manatee)
Lineage: Eukaryota; Metazoa; Chordata; Mammalia; Sirenia; Trichechidae
Gene: NDUFA11
Product: NADH:ubiquinone oxidoreductase subunit A11
Exons: 4
Coding region: 325-750 (141 amino acids)
Biological process (GO): mitochondrial respiratory chain complex I assembly
Source: RefSeq, a predicted model, not a curated record
AUUAGGCUCCACCUCCGGCAGUCAAAGCUUGCCUAACGUAGGACUCCCCUGAGCUGGGAGCUAGCGAGCGCUCUCCACUGACCUCGGUCGGCCUCAGUUUUCCCCUCCAGAAAUUUGCCGGGGGUGCACUUGUUCUUCCCUUCCGCCAGCCCAGCCCUUGACGCGUGCGCGCGCCCGUGUCUGUGUCCGCGGCGCUCAAUAAAGUUGCGCGCUUGUUGCCGGCUCGCGCCGACCCGGAAGUCUCGUGAGAUCGAGCGGCAGCUGCCCUUGGGCGCGCGGAGCCGGCCGGUCGGGACUGCGGUGCCGAAUCCGGGGUUGGUGGUCAUGGCGCGGUUGCUGCUUCAGCGGUACUGGGACAUCCCUGACGGCACCGAGUGCCAUCGCAAGACCUAUGCCAGCACCAGUAUCGGCGGCGCCACCGGCCUGGUUGCCUCCGCGUACAGCCUCACGCUCAGCCCCCCAGGCUCCUUCUUCGAGGGGGUGGCGAGGGCAGGACGAUACACGUUUACCGCAGCCGCCAUUGGUGCCAUAUUUGGUGUCACGUCCUGUGUCAGCGCCCAGGUCCGGGAGAAGCCCGACGACCCCCUGAACUAUUUCAUCGGAGGCUGCGCCGGAGGCCUGACCCUGGGGGCACGCAUGCACAGCUACGGCAUGGGCGCCGCCUCCUGCGUGUGCAUGGGCACAGCUGCUGCCCUGGUCAAGAUGGGCCAGCUGGAGGGCUGGAAAGUGUUCGUGGAGCCCAAGGUGUGAGGCCCCCGCCCCGGGAUGAGCAGAAAU